GACGGCGACGUGCGGCUCGCGCCACUGCUGCCCGCGGACGCCGAGGACCCCCGGAGCUCAUGGCCCAGGCGAAGAUCAGCGCCAAGGCCCACGAGGGCCGCUUCUGCCGCUCGUCUUCCAUGGCCGACCGCUCCAGCCGCCUGCUGGAGAGUCUGGACCAGCUGGAGCUCAGGGUGGAAGCUUUGAGAGACGCAGCUACUGCUGUUGAGCAGGAGAAAGAAAUCCUUCUGGAGAUGAUCCACAGUAUCCAAAACAGCCAGGACAUGAGGCAGAUUAGCGAUGGAGAAAGAGAGGAACUAAACCUGACUGCCAACCGUCUGAUGGGCCGGACCCUCACGGUUGAGGUCUCGGUGGAAACGAUCCGAAACCCCCAGCAGGAGGAAUCCUUGAAGCAUGCCACGAGGAUUAUAGACGAGGUGGUCAGCAAGUUCCUAGAUGACCUGGGGAAUGCCAAGAGCCACUUAAUGUCACUUUACAGUGCCUGCUCAUCGGAGGUGCCGCCUGGGCCGGUGGACCAGAAGUUUCAAUCGAUAGUCAUCGGUUGCGCUCUUGAGGAUCAGAAGAAAAUCAAGAGGCGAUUGGAGACUCUGCUGAGGAACAUUGACAACUCCGACAAGGCCAUUAAACUCCUAGAGCAUGCUAAAGGAGCUGGUUCCAAAAGCCUGCAGAACACUGACGGCAAAUUUAAUUAGCCUUCAAAUUCACCGGCCCUUACAAAAGAUGUAGAAAAGAAAACUACUAUUUUCAAUAGCUAGGUCUCUAUGUUAGGCAUAACCACUUAAUUGAUAUUGGUAAUUAUUUCAGAUGGGGAAGUAUUCCAGUGUUGGCAGACACAGGUAACACUUAACACUAGGAAUAUUUCAGUCACCUACUUUGAAGUUUUGGACAGUGUUCCCAUCUUGAACUGGACUCUAGCACUGUAUAUUUAACUUCUGAAGAUGCACAUGUAGUGUGUGUGUGUGUGGGGGGAGUAAAAAAAGAGGGGGAGCAGCAAAAGUCCCACUGCCCUUUCCUUGACUUCAGCACAGAGCAUCCAGCCUCUGGAGCAGUGCACUCACAUCGCAGUGUGAGCAGAGCACCCAGCCCUGGAGUGGUGCAUUCACACCACAGUGAACAGAACACCCAGCCCUGGAGCAGUGCACUCACACCGCAGUGUGAACAGAACACCCAGCCCCUGGAACAGUGUACUCACAGCACAGUUUGAACAGAGCACCCAGCCCCUAGAGCAGUGUAUUCACACCUCGGUGUGAAGAGAACACCCAGCCCCCGGAGAGGUGCACUCACACCAGUGUGAACAGAUCACUCAGCCCUUGAGCAGUGCACUCACAGCACACAGUGUACCUAGAAGGAUAAGCAUAUCAGAACUUCACCCUGCAUGGUCUCCAUGUUUCAGGCAUCUGUUUUCUCUAUGCAUAUGCAUCUCAUACCAUGAAUUUUUAGGUGUGCGUGGAAGCAUGACAAAUGUGAGGAGCCCACCUUCAUUUUACCACUGUGAAGCUCCGCCCCCACCCCAGGGCCAGUGCUGACCGCUCUCUUCAUGUGCUGCCUUGAGCUCACGCGUGUGCGGCGGGAGCACUUGCCUAACCACUUCCCUGUGGGCAGUUGGAUGGUUUCAAUUUGUUGCUGUGACUACAACAUACUUGUAUCUGCUGAGCUUUAUUCUGUUCUUGGUCUUUUUUAUAUAAAAUUCCAUUAAUGGGUUCAUCAGGCCAAAGGAUAUAUACAUUUUCAUGGUCUAGAAACAUAUUUCUAAAUUUUUAUAAGUUAUAUCAGUUUGUACUGUCUUCAGUAAUUAAAAGAAUCCAUUUCGCUGAA
Molecule: messenger RNA, 1815 nt
Organism: Mus musculus (house mouse)
Lineage: Eukaryota; Metazoa; Chordata; Mammalia; Rodentia; Muridae
Gene: Bag2
Product: BCL2-associated athanogene 2
Exons: 3
Coding region: 60-692 (210 amino acids)
Biological process (GO): protein stabilization; negative regulation of protein ubiquitination; positive regulation of protein metabolic process
Cellular component (GO): protein folding chaperone complex
Molecular function (GO): protein-folding chaperone binding; transmembrane transporter binding; identical protein binding
Source: RefSeq, marked validated